Molecule: messenger RNA, 597 nt
Organism: Marmota flaviventris (yellow-bellied marmot)
Lineage: Eukaryota; Metazoa; Chordata; Mammalia; Rodentia; Sciuridae
Gene: Dmac1
Product: distal membrane arm assembly component 1
Source: RefSeq, a predicted model, not a curated record
CGUCAGUUCGAACCGAAGUUUUGUCACGACUGGGCCAACUCCCAGAACAUGGGUUCUUCGUUGUUCCGGCCUCUGCAGCCUAAGAAGUUCGACGAGCCUCCGGUGGCCGCUUCCCCUGUUCCCCCAGAUGCAUCUGAAGCGCCGACCACCCCGGAGCAAGCGCCCUUGUUUAAAAACUGCUGGAGUUGCCGGGUGCUCUCCGGGUCGGGACUGAUAGGGGCAGGCCUUUACGUGUACUUGGUGGCGCGGAAGCCUAUGAAGCUGGGAUAUGCUCCGGGUCCAGGCCCUAUUGCCCAGAUGGUCAUCGGCAUCAGCAUUGCUUGUUGGGGUAUAGUUAUCCUGGCAGACCCUAAAGGAAAGGCCUACCGGGUUGUUUGAAUGAACAAUGAACUUGUCACCUCUUACCCCUGGACCCAUUACACAGGAAGCAUGGGAUUUAUGGUUGUUCUGGACAGACGUGUGGAGGAGCUUUGUCUUCACUAUUGGGAAUACUACAACACUGAAAAACAAUGAAAACAUUGGUUGUCAUACCUUGACUGUGAGUGUGGCUUUCUUGUCAGGUUUCAGAGGGAUCAAUAAAUCCCUUAGAGAAGAAAA